Molecule: messenger RNA, 615 nt
Organism: Parnassius mnemosyne (clouded apollo)
Lineage: Eukaryota; Metazoa; Arthropoda; Insecta; Lepidoptera; Papilionidae
Source: the annotation of a GenBank genome assembly
AUGGAAAAAAAGAUCGUGUCUCUUAUAGGUCUUGAGUACACAUUUGGCAGUGACUGCCCCGACUCAAUGCCAGAGGAAGAAACAUUACAACAUGAGAUGGAGGCUGGGAUGGAUAUGGUGGAAGUUAUUUCUUUGUCUCAAUGUAAUGAAUACAAGUUGCUUGAGACAGAGAAAGAUCAAGCAUUGCCAGCACCACAAAUUAUAGCAAGUGGCAGCAGAGCUACAGCUGUUGCUUCACCCACUAACCAACAGGACCAAGAGGUAACUUUGCAGUCAGCAGCACCACAAAUAACAGUGAGUGGCAGCAGAGCAGCAGCUGUUAUUACCUCACCACCUACUGUUCAACGAAAGAGGCCCAGAAGGAUAAGGAAUCUGAAUCCUCGCCACUCUGUUGCUGAGCAAGCAAAUAUGGCACGUCAGGAUUUUUUGGCAGUUGCAGAAUCAAAUGCAGAAGCAAUUAGGAUGCUGGCAGUUGCAACUGAAGUGCAAGCAGCGGCUGCCAAAAUGCAAGCAGAGGCGGCAAAAGUGCAGGCAGAGGCGUCUCUUUCGUUAGCACAGGCUGCCAAUAAAAUAGCAGAUGCCUUUAUAUUAUAUAUAAAUAAAAAUAAUAAAUAA